UUUAUAGCAUUCAAGCUGUUAGCUUCGUGCACGCAGCAUAACUAGAGUUUGCAGAAACAAGAAACAUAUUGAGCAUGAAAUGCCGCAAAUAACCGUAUUCGCAACUCAACCUUUAUCAAUCACUGGCAAAAUCAUAAACCAUGUUAAAACUUAACAAUAUCAGUAAGUGUAACUUUGAAAGUCGCUUGAUUCAAGAACGGAGUGCAAUGUUUUAAAUUAAUCUUCAUAUAUCUUCAUGAUGACAAUGAAAUAUAGGUGGUGGUGAUCGUGACAGAUGUUAAAGUGCAUGGACAUUCUUUUACACACACAUACAUUCAUUAUGAUAUUACACAAAGAAUGCAAAUAAAUGUGAUCAGCUAUCUUCUCAUCAUGUUGACAACAAGAUUUAAAUAUUACGCAGACGGCUUGAGUUGGCCAUCCGGCUCAUACGGCCUACCAAGACCAAUAACAGGGUGUCCUAAUUAUUGGAAAGAAGGUGUUCGCUACCAAGAUACAGAAGAUGAACAUAGCAACAAUAAAAAAUCUGGAUCGUAUCACUUAUCUGGUUCUGUUAACAGACAUGGCGUUCGCCAAGAAUUUUGUAUAAAAGAAGACAGCGUAUUUGAUGAAGUUGACUUACAGUGGCCAGACGGUCAAUACUGCAUAUUUAAAUACGGUAGUGAAUGUCCAGAAGGACUUCAUGAAGGUUGGGUAUUCUGGGAUGACGAAAAUAUCGAAGAACUCGAUGGUGGAAAUAUGGUGCAAGGAGUUGUACCAGAAGGAGUUUAUGAAAAAGACACUUUGAUAUAUUUUUGUUGCAAUAAUAAAGGCCUUAAAUCCAAACCUAUUGAAUUGCCAUUAAACAAUCAGUUUUACCUUUUGGCUUACAGAUCGGCAGAGUGUCAGCAAGUGAAGGGAGCAAAAGUGACAUCAGAGUACGUGCAAUGGGAUGAUGAAGAUAGAGGGAAUACAAACGCACAUAGUAAAUUCGUUCCAUAUGGAGUUGAGUUAGAUUCCUGGAAUACAAGAAUUUUUUACUGCUAUUACGAUACUGGUAUUUGUGGUAAACACGGCACAUUUUGUCGCAACAGUACAAUUGAUGACUCGUUUGAGCAAGAAAAAAGCGUGAUUGUUGAAAACCCAAAUUAUGACAAGGAAAAAUCCAGUACUCUUCGUAACUUUCUUGACAAACGAACAAAGGGUCAUUCAGCAGUGGCUGUCGCAAUUGGUUGUUCUGUCGCUGGUAUUAUUGUAGGAACUACAUUAGCUGUUGUACUAGUGAAAAGAUACUUGAAUGCAAAACUUGGAGGCUAUAACGGUAUCAAAGUAGACAGGAACGACGAAGAAUCUUUUCCAUUGCCAGACCACAUAUGGUAAUGAGAAUAUAGAGAAUAAAACAAUUUAAUGAUUGUAUUACAGAGACUUAUUACACAUAAGUGGUAUCAGAAGAAAAAGAGUUAAAUUUAAAAAGGAGUAUGGCAUCCUUAAUAUGGCGAUAAGGAAAUGAUUGCUUAACAAGAUAUCACGAAGAGGAAAUAGCCACCAAAUAUAACAGGCUUGACUGAACUAACUUAAAACCAAGCCUUACAGGAUUUUUUCCAUCUGUAAUUUUAUUCAUAAUUUUUACAUUAGUUUUCUUACCAUUUGUAAAUAAUUACAACACACGUGUAAAAGACAAACUAUUUUGUACUGUAUAUGGACAUAUAUAUAGAAUUGUCUACUCCUAAAAGAUUUUUUGUUUCAUCACAAAAUUGCAAAAUAUUACAUUAAAAGGUA
Hydractinia symbiolongicarpus is the source of this 1755-nucleotide messenger RNA. RefSeq lists its product as uncharacterized. The transcript has 5 exons. Gene Ontology annotation, molecular function: wide pore channel activity. Bases 337 to 1356 code for a protein of 339 amino acids. Gene Ontology annotation, cellular component: membrane. Lineage: Eukaryota; Metazoa; Cnidaria; Hydrozoa; Anthoathecata; Hydractiniidae. The record is from RefSeq and is a predicted model, not a curated record.